Messenger RNA from Xyrichtys novacula (pearly razorfish), 7113 nucleotides. NCBI's taxonomy places the organism in Eukaryota, Metazoa, Chordata, Actinopteri, Labriformes, Labridae. The record is from the annotation of a GenBank genome assembly.
GGCUGCCGUAAACUGUAACGUUCAUGUGUCACAGGAGAAGUUCCCUGCCACAGUUAAUGAAGAUUUCGAUCCGUUUUUAAGUAUCGAUUUAGGCUCCUGUUUACAAAGACAACAGCUGUAAGUAUUUUCUUUACUCUGUGUUUGGCGAAAAAUGUGACUUACGCUGGAAAAAGAGUAAAGACUGAUAUAUUAUUGAACAUAUUUUCUACCAAGCGUGUUAGCCAGUUAGCAGUCCACCCUGGAGUCAUGUAAUGUCAAACAGGAAAGAGGUGGAAAUGGACCAAACUGUUUCAAUAUUCAGCGAAAUUUUUCACGUUACAAGUUGUAGAUAUGUUUACUUUUUAAGCUUGUUUGUGUACGCCCCUGUAAGAUUAGAAACACAUAUAAUUCUUUUAUUAUGCCUAUCAUGGAGAUAACGGCAUCAAAUCGUUUAUUAUUAGGCGCUUUUGGAUAUUAACUCAACUCAACUCAACUUUGUUUAUAUAGCACUCUAAAUACAACCACAGCUGACACAAAGGGCUGUACAUAAUAACAUAAAACAACAAUAAAUAGUUGUUUUAAAAGUCAACUGAUCAGUGAUAGCCAAUAUUAACAGCAAUAACAACAAUAAUGGUAGUAAUAAUAGGUGCUUUGACAUACAAACAUGGAUACACAAAACAAUGACAUAAAGGUUAUCAUAAAGGCCUCAUCUUCUAAUCUUCUAAUGCAGGUCCUCUCAAAGCUGAGGCACCCUGACAGGAAUGGCCAAACAUCUCAAACCUGAAGCUGUUGCAGAUACUUACAUCAUUUUCAUGUGUUUGAGAUCAGGUUCUACUGGCCCCUUCACUGUUUGAUGUCUGUGUCCUUCUGAAAUAGCAGAACAGUUGGUUGUUUCUUUUCUGGCAGUCAUCAUGUCAAACCCGACUCUGCUGGUCCUGUACGGGAGUCAGACCGGGACGGCUCAGGACACGGCUCAGAGGAUCGGCCGGCAGGCACAGAGGAGAAGAAUGAAGGUUCAGGUUCUGCCUCUGGACAGCUACAAUGUGGUGAGUGAUGUUUCUAGUUAAAGACAAGAUCAUGCUGGGACUGAGACGCUGUUUUUGAGGGUUUAAUCCUCUCUGCAUUUGGUUGUUUUGAGUCUCUGUAAAGUACCAGGAUACAUCAUGUGUUUUUGCUCUCAUCAAACAGGCCAGCUUGAUCUCAGAGUCUCUGGUCGUCUUUGUUUGUGCCACCACUGGACAGGGAGACCCUCCUGACAAUAUGAAGGUAACUUGAAGAGGUUCAACUCUUUCUUUCCUGAAUCUCCUUAGUUUUACAUUUCUGUCCUUUUUCUCCUGUCUUUUUAGAACUUCUGGAGAUUUCUCUUCAGGAAGUCUUUACCUGCUGGUUCUCUGAGUCGGCUGGACUGUGCUGUACUGGGUCUGGGGGACUCCUCCUACCCAAAGUGAGUCCUUCUCAGGUCUAGAAUCCCCACAGCGAACAUACAUUGUCCUGUUUUUCAUUAAAUGCAUCAGCUCUUUUCAUCCUCAGGUUUAAUUUCGUUGCUAAGAAGCUUCAUAAGCGCCUUGAGCAGCUUGGGGCAAGUACGCUGCUGCCUGCUGGACUGGCAGACGACCAGCAUGACCUCGGGUGAGAGACUCCUCUUCUCAUGACUAGAGGGGUGAAAAUAAACUGAAAACACCAGCAGAUCCCCUUAUACUGAACAACUGAUUCCCACCUCCAAAUGUUCAGGAUCUAGAAAAAGUUUUCUCUAACCACCCAGUGUUAUACUAUCAGGUCAGACGCAGUGAUCGACCCCUGGCUAACGUCGUUCUGGGAGAAGGUUUAUGCUCUGUACCCGUCUCUGUCUGAUGUGACUCCUCUUAAAGAAGAUGAACCGUGAGUUUCACUCAGUCUCACUCAGCUUCUUGUUUAUUUGUGAGGUACUAAUAUCUGUUGCUGUGGAAUGACAAUCAAAAGGAUUUAUUUCUUCUCUUGCUUUUUUGUCAGGCUCCCUCCAACGUACACUUUCCACUUCUUGAAUGAUGUGAACGAGAAGAUGGAGGACAGGCUGCAGAGUCCUCCUGCCCCCUCUCAGCCUCGCCCCUUUCCCUGCAGAAUCGUGACCAACAGGAGAGUAACAGACGUGUCUCAUUUUCAGGAAGUGAGGCUCAUCGAGUUUGAUAUCACUGGAUCCAACAUCGAGUGAGUAACACAACAUAAACCUAUAAAUAAAGGAUGCCAGACUUCAGGAAGCUGUAACAGGCUGAUUCAGUUGGGAGGUGCAGCAUGUAUUUUGUCACUUAUCUGCCACAAAUGUGCUGCAGGUACAGAUUCCUCCAUGCAUCGCUUUUGUGUUUAUUUUUGAUUCUUUUUAUCAUGAAACAUUUCUGUAACAAAGACACAACCACUAACCAGGGGUGAUAACCUGGCCUCUGUUGCCAUCACUCUAAUUUUUGAGAAGUUCCUCACACAAAUACUCUUUUGAACUCUUGAUGAACUGUGGUUUUGCUGUGCAGGUUUGCAGCCGGUGACGUGGUCAUGAUGUAUCCUCAGAACUCAGCUGAGGAUGUUCAGCAGUUCUGUCAGUUUUUAAGAUUAGACCCAGAGGCUAAAUUCACUCUCAGAGCCACAGAUAACACUGCAGGUAGGUGUGUGGUUGUUAUUGCGUGCAUUGUUCGUCAUGACUGUUUUUGAAUCAUUGAAAAGAAAGACAUCAGUCUGGGGUUGCUAUGAGCUGUAAGAGUUCAUUUCAAGUGAGAGGUGGUUUAAAGCACCGUGAGACAACAACCUUCCCAACCACAGAAACCUUUUUUCUUUAGACAGUUUUGAGGACCCAGUGUUUUUUUUUAUUUAAAAUGAAUACAUCAAACAUCUUAUUUUGUUUAUGAUUCUUACUGUAAUAUCAAAAGGGAUUACAUUUCAGAUUCUUCUCUUUUUCCUCAGUCCCAUCCAGGCUUCCUCAGCCAUGCUCGGUGCACCACCUGGUGAAGGAAUACCUGGACAUUGCUGCUGUUCCUCGACGCUCUUUUUUCGAGCUUUUGUCCACCUUCUCCACCAAUGAGCUGGAGCGAGAAAAGCUGCAGGAGUUCAGCUCAGCGGCCGGACAGGACGAUCUACACAGCUACUGCAACCAACCCCGACGCACCGCACUGGAGGUGAAAAAUCAGGGUUCCCAUAGAUCCUUGAAAAGUCUUUGAAAAUAUAGGGUCUAAAAUGCCUUUAAGAGUCUUCCUUUUACUUGUCUUAGAUUUAAGGCGUCUGAAUAUAUAAUCAAUUUUACUCUGUCAACGACACAAAUAUCAAAAAACCCCAGAACGUUUUAUAACUCAUGAACAUGUCUCAAAUAAACACAACAUAUAUUUAGGACACAAUAAUUAAUAUUAAAGACAUUGGACAUUGGAAUAAAACAUUUUUUGUAGAAACCUGAGCAAAUUUCAAAAACAUCAAACAAUUCUGGAAGUGCAAAAACUUUUGAAAACACAAACAUUAAACACAAAUCGAUGUCAAAAAAUAUGUAUUUGAACUCAAAUAAAACUUUAUAGCAAAUAUUUUAGAUAUUUUAGAAUUUGAGUUUCCAAAAUUUUUGUUUUCAAGAUUUGCAUUUUUGAAAUAAUACAUGAAAAUUUUGUGUUCAUGUGAAACAUUUUUAUGUUUUGUAAAACGUUUGUGUUUUAUGAAAUAUUCUUUUUUUUUUUUUUGCCUUCCUGAAAUAUUUAUACCUUUUAAACCUUAGAGCCACCGUAGUAUACUUAACCUGCCAUCAUGGAAUCAGCUCUUUUAAUCACUCCCAAACCCGUAUAAGGUUUUAGAAUCCUUUAGAGCAGAGCCAGUGAAUUCAUGCAGCAGCUGUUAUUGAACUGUCUCAUUGGAUGUCUGGUGAUCUUCUCUCUGUUGCAGGUGUUGGCUGAUUUCCCUCACACUACAGCUGAACUCAAAGUCGACUAUCUGCUGGAUCUGUUCCCUGAGAUUCAGCCUCGUUCGUUCUCCAUCGCGUCCUCUCUGCAGGUAGAUCAUCAUUCACGGGGACCGUUUUUACAAAUUUGAUGUCUGAAUGGCUAAUGAAAUGAUGAAACAGACAUAUUUCAUAUUUUUAACAUAUUUGAAGUCUGUCCACGAAAAGCUCUUAUUUUGAGCUGUCAGUUAGUGCAGCGGUUUAACCGUGGAGUAAUGGCAAAAACUGCCUCUAUACACCAGUAUUUUUUGGUGUUAGUGUGCUGCAGAAGUCUUUUGUUGGAUCAGAAAUCACAGUAAAACCUUGUCUUGUCCUCUCUCGUCCUCAGGCUCAUCCAAACAGGCUGCAGAUCCUGGUCGCUGUAGUUCGUUACAAAACCAAACUUUAUAAUCCAAGAAGAGGUCUCUGCUCCACCUGGUUAGCUUCCCUGGACCCUGAACAAGGUCUCACACUCACACUCAACAUUAUGCCACUUUUUAUAUUUAUAACACAAGGCUUUCACACAGAGACAUAAAACUUUUUCUUUAUCUAUUUGUUUGCACUGAAGAAUUUCAAAAUGGAUUAAAAAAAGUAAGAAUAAGUAGUAUUAGUGCAUAUAUAAUAAAUAUUUUAACAGAAAUCAUACAAAUUUUUCAGAUACAUGUUUUUAAGAGCACAUGUGAUUUAUUUGUUUGUUGAAAUUGUUUUUAUUCAGAGGAGGUUUUUGUUCCUCUGUGGGUGAAGAAAGGCAGUAUGAAGUUCCCCAAAGAUCUGGACACACCUGUGAUCAUGGUUGGACCUGGGACAGGUGUGGCUCCGUUCAGGUCGGCCUUACAGGAGAGGAGGGCUGAGGGGAAACACGGUGAGAGUUUGAACUCUUUGAGUUUGUUUCUUUUCGUCUCUAAAUUAAAACCUAACCUCAUCCUCCUCGUGUUCAGGCAACGUCCUGUUCUUCGGCUGCCGCUCCGAGUCCAAAGACUUUUACUUCAGGUCUGAGUGGGAGGAGAUGAUGAAGUCCGGACAUCUGAUGCUUUUCACUGCUUUUUCAAGAGACCAGGUCAGACACGCAAACAGUCGGUACAAGUCAAAAAGAAAUAGCUCAGCAGUGAAUGCAGAAAAACAAACCAUGACCCAUGUCACAACCAGUCACUAAAGGAAAUCUGUUCACCCACCUGUUCAGAGAUACACAUGCAAGGUUUGUGGAAAGUCAGUGGAUUUUAAGAACUGCGAGUUGCACGCUUGGAGAAGAUUUGGGAAAUGAUUAAACAGAAAACUGUGGAAAAGUUUUGGAAAUUUUCUUGUUUAAAAAAAUCUGUUGUGUCACAGUUUACUAUCAACUAUUUUCCAUCAAAUCAUGAAUUGUAGUCCAAAUGUACUGUGAUGAAUAUUGACAUGGAUUUCUUCUUGAUUUUCUCGGACAGUAUUUGUGAGAAUUAUCCCUAAAUUUGUGAUUUAUUUACAAAACUGUGUAUGAAACUUUGCACUUAUUUCCUCUCUGCAGCUCUGUAACACUGGCUGCACUUUUUCAGGAGUAAAAUCUGUAAUAAUUGAAGUUUUUUAUUCCAGGAGGAGAAGAUUUACGUGCAGCACCGUGUGAAGGAGAACGCCAAGCUUCUCUGGGAUCUGAUCACCAAUAAAAACGCUUGUUUUUAUAUCGCAGGGUGAGUCAAAGGCAGCAAAACUUAGUUCAAUGAAGUUUAUUGAUGAAACAAAAAGAAGCAGAGUCAAAUAUUGUUUUUAAAUUCUGUUUUAUGCAGAAGUGCCAAACAGAUGCCCAACAGUGUGUGUGACGCUCUGAAGGAGGUCUUCCAGCAGGAAGGCGGCGUGUCCUCUGAGGACGCCGAGCAGAUGCUGGACAUCAUGGAGAAGACUGGACAAUUCCAGAGUGAGACCUGGUCCUGAUCACGAGUCUGUUUAAACCCUUCAGUCCUCAAAAAUGACUCAUUGGUUAUCCAUCAUUUCUUAUAUCAACAUUGACACGAACAAGAGUUCAUGAAGAGGAAAUAUCAUCCAGUGACAGACAAGGGAAAGGUUCAGCGUGGAUCAUAGUUUUAUUGUUCUUCAAGAAACAUUCGUUCAGGCGUCCUCUACUCUACCAAGCUCCAACCAAAAGUACUUUUGGUUGGAGGGCUUUUCAAAUAAGGGUCCAUUCAUUUUCUGGAAACUUAAGUGUAUUUUAGUGCAAAAACCACAUCUGUUUUUGCCAACUCUCAAUCUGGAUCCUUAAAAAAAGGGCAAAUAAGUAACCUUCUUACAGCCUAGUAUGUAUUGGCUUUUACACAAAAUAAAUAAAGAGGGGGCAUGGGUGUUAUAUUUAAUGCAAUUCCUGUUUUUUUAAAACUGCCAAGUAGAAAAUGAAAAAGAUGAAUGUAUGAGAAUAAAAAAACCAUUAAAUAAACCAGGUAAGUUUAAUUACCUGAAAAUGGUGAAGCCAAUUUGACGUUGCUGUGAAAGUAAUGCAGUGGAAAGGACCAAUCAUGAAGCAGUACACAAUUAAUAAAAUAAUCAAUAAUAAACAAUAAUUUAAAGACUUUUGUUUGGCUGCUGUGACUGUUCAUUGUUGAACUUUGCUGAAGAUAAACACCAAACAGCGUGAUACGGCUCAACUAUUCAUCAAAUAACAUUAAAUAAAAAUAAAAAAAACAAGACUGUAAGUUGUCUAAUCAAGCUAAUGUUACUUAAUUCUCAUCUUUUCAUGCACUUUUUCUGCCUUUAGUGUAUGCAGAUGUGAUUCGUUCAUUUUGCCUCAUGAGCCCAGAAAUAAGCAAAUUAUUUCAAAAUGCAAAUAAUUGGCCCAAUCAAUGAGUUGGUCUAUCUCUGUUGGAGACACUGCUAAAACAACUCUGAACAUCAGUACAAAUGGAUGAUAGUAUGUAAGUCAGUCAGCUGUGUGUGUGAAUGAAGGUAAUGAUGAAAUGAUCAGAGAAGAAAACCUUAAGACAAAGCAGCUUUACAUUUUUACUUGUUUAAAAUUACAAUCCUUUGAUAUGAAUCACAUCAGGUUAUAAAAUUCUUGUUUUUAAACUUCAUCAUCAUCUCACAUCAUGACUUUCAGGAUUUGAAUUGUGUCACUUCUGUAGGAUUUAGCUGUUAUUCUAACCAUCAGUUGCAUUCAGUGAUUUAUUUGGUAAAUUCCAGUACUAAACCAGACUGAGUGUCUACUGUAACACAUUAUUUUAAAACUGAGGAACACAUCUUUCACCUACAAGUAAAAAUACAAA